Scatophagus argus is the source of this 2903-nucleotide messenger RNA. Its product is annotated as zinc finger protein 708-like. Lineage: Eukaryota; Metazoa; Chordata; Actinopteri; Scatophagidae. The record is from RefSeq and is a predicted model, not a curated record. The transcript has 6 exons. Gene Ontology annotation, biological process: regulation of transcription by RNA polymerase II. Gene Ontology annotation, molecular function: DNA-binding transcription factor activity, RNA polymerase II-specific; RNA polymerase II transcription regulatory region sequence-specific DNA binding. Gene Ontology annotation, cellular component: nucleus. The coding region runs from base 183 to 2549 and encodes 788 amino acids.
CAGUGUGCCGCAGCGCCAUAUUGGAAGCAAACCUAGCAGAUAACCAUCCUGACAGUUUGUUUUUCAGACUUUUUUUCCACAGUUACUGAUACGUCUGAACUGCGAACAGCCUGAUGGUUCCGAAUUAAGUCAUAUUUUAUGAUUUUCUCUUGUGCGAUCAUCCGGUAGGCUCAGGGGACGUGAUGGAGUCGACCGAUACGGUGGCGACCAAAACUUUUUGCUCUCAGACGGAGCUGAUCAUGGAGGUGGCGGUGGAGUCUGCCGUCUCUGUCCUCCAACAGAGACUCGAACAGGAGGGGACAGACGGCGAUGAUAGGCGGGCUCAGCUGGCUGCCGUCCUGGAUGUGAUGAGCAGAGAGGCUGUUCGUAAAAUCUGCAGAGUGUUCACAGAGCUGUACGUGAGCUUAUUGCAGGAAAACAAAGCUCUGAUGGGCAAAGUCGUACAUCUGGAGUCUGAGCUGAGGUCAAAGGUCGAGACAAACUGUGGAGCCCAAAAGAGCGCCACACAGACGGUUUAUAAGAUCAAACCAUCAGAUGGACCCGCCCUGUCACUGGACAGCAACCAGCCAGCCGCCAACCCCGCUGCCCUCGCCAUGGCCAUCCUGAACUCCGCCAAAUCCAGACGCAGGGCCAGCAGCAACCCUCAGGUCCCUCUGGUCAUCAUCAGCCAGCCGCUCCGUGCGCCAAUCGCAGGCCAGAGCAGCCUCGUCCCCCAGGUACCGCCAGAGAAACCGGAUCAAAGCGGCGGUAACACUGAAGGCACCGCAGCCGCCGCAGACCUCCACACUGAGGUGGAGUUAGAGGUGGACCAGAUCUCCACAGAGCCUGACAAAUCACCGUCCUCCACGGACAUGACAUCACUUCCUGUGGCUAAUUAUCAGCCAGUCAGUGAGCCUACAGCCGGUGAAGCCAUGCCCUCACCUGCGGAAGAACAAGUUGUUGUCAUGGUUGAAGCAGAGACGGAGACGGAACGCGUCCCUGACAGUCAACCAGCUCUGAGUGAAGAGGAGCAGAAGGAGCUGGAGAGGAAGAGGAGGAGGGAGCUGUACAAAGAGAAAAGGUUCUUCUGUGAGCUCUGUAAUAAGGGUUUCCAUCAGAAACACCAGCUGAGGAAACACGUCUCCUGUCACCUCAAACCUUUCCCCUGCAGCUCCUGUGAUAAAGGUUUCUACAAGGCCAAGACUCUGCAGAAACACCAGCUGACCCACCAGCUGAGGGAGGCUCAGGAGAACGACCCCGACAAGCUGCUGCGCUGCGACCAGUGCGACAGGAAGUUCAGGCUUCUGCGGCAGCUCCGAGUCCACCAGGCGUCUCACAGGCUGGAGAAGACGCCGUUAAAGUGCCACACCUGCGACCGCACCUUCACCUCCGCGGGCGCGCUCAGGUACCACGAGGUGUCGCACGCCCCCGUCAAGCCCUUCAUGUGCGACGUCUGCGGGAAAGGCUUCAACAGGAAGAAGAGCCUCCGCGAGCACCAAACCGUCCACACCGGCGCCCGGCCGUACCCCUGCCCGACCUGUGGGAAGAGCUUCUCCACCGCCAGCAACCUGCGCGUCCACAAGAGGUCGCACUCGGAGGAGCGGCCAUACAAGUGCUCCGAGUGCGACAAGGCCUUCAAGUGCAAGAUGGGACUGCUGCAGCACCGAGUGGUCCACUCCGGAGAGAAACCCUUCAUGUGUCAGACCUGCGGACUGAGCUUCGGCCUCAAGUACAACUUCCAGAGACACCUGCGCCUCCACAACGGAGAGAAACCGUUCAGGUGUGACAAAUGUGGAGAGGGCUUCACAGGUACCUGGGCUCUGAAGACCCACAUGCUGGUUCACGGCGUGGAGAAGCCGUUCAUGUGCGACCUCUGUGGGAAGACGUUUUUCUACAACUGUCAGCUGCAGAAGCACCAGCAGCUGGUCCACAGCAACAAGGACGGAGAGAAGGCCGAAGGCGUGCCGAGGAGACGGAGGCCGGCCGGAGUCAAGCCCUUCAGCUGCAAGAUCUGCCUGAAGAGCUUCAGCAGCACCACCACGCUGAGGACGCACGAGAAGAGCCACGCCGAGAACAAAGAGUUCACCUGCAGCACCUGCGGGAAGUCCUUCCACCUUCGACACCUGUACCUGUACCACAUGAGGCAGCACAGCGGCGACCGGCCGUACGUCUGCAGCGUCUGCGAGAAAGGCUUCCUCCUGAUGGCGCAGCUGAAGCAGCACGAGCUCGUGCACACUGGAGUCAAACCUCACAAGUGUGAGCAGUGUGGUAAAGAGUUCAGGACGCCGCAGAACUACCACCGCCACCUGCUGGUCCACACCGGAGAGAAACCCUACGAGUGCCUCGUGUGCAGCAGGAAGUUCAGGCAGUCCAACCAGCUCAAGUGCCACAUGCAGAUCCACACCGGGGUGAAGCUGUACACCUGUGAGCGCUGCAGCCGGGGCUUUUCCGACUCGCGGCAGCUCAAGAAACACCGCUGUGGAGACGACUUUCAGGGCUUUGAGCCUGGCAGCAAACGCAAGAAACAGAAGAGCGUUUUUCCAUGGCCCGAAGGCUUCACGAACCAGUAACCUCUUAAAUCCUCCUGUUCCCCUUCAGACGGAUGCCAGUCGCAGUAUUGUUGUUCAGCAUAGGCUCAGAAACACUGAUUUAAACACUUAAAUCCUGUUUGUUUAAAUCACAGACUGGAAGGAUAUUCUGAGCUGCUUCCUCUCUGAAACAAGAAAACACUUUAGCUUUGUCUUAAAAAAAAUUAAAACCAGUUCGAACUGUUCAGCUGAUCUGAAGAUCUGCUUGUGUGUUUGGUUUGUGUUGAAAGUGUGUGUCUUUCAGUUAAGCCCCAUCUCACUCAGUGCUGUUUGGUUAUUCUUCUGUCAUACUGAAGGGCCGGUCUACUCGAAUAAACCUUUCCUACAGUAGUGUCA